Molecule: messenger RNA, 2037 nt
Organism: Durusdinium trenchii
Lineage: Eukaryota; Dinophyceae; Suessiales; Symbiodiniaceae
Source: the annotation of a GenBank genome assembly
AUGUUUGCCUUGCGCAGCCAAUCUCUAAGUGCCUGCCGGGCCUGGUGCGUCGGCGGAUGCCGCCGAGCCGCUACUUCUGCUGCCGCUGCGGGGGAUGGACUUGAUGCGGCCAGAGCGAAGUCCUCUUGGACACAGGACGACUUUCCACAGCUGUUGCUGGACGACCAGAUUGGUGCAAAUGGCCAGCAUCGUGCACUCUCUUCUUGGGCUGGUUUGCGCUCGGCGACCAGCACUGCUUUGCACAGAGGCAAGUUGGACCGCUAUCUUUGGUGGCGCCACGCGGCGGACGCCCGGCGGAGGCUGAGCCCUCAUCUUCCGAUCCGCGAGGCCGAGGCCGAGGCCGCGACGGAGGUGGUGCUGAACUGCGCCAAGGCGGGGGUGGACUCACCCGUCUAUGCCGCAUGGGUCAGGGCGGUCUCUUCCCCUUCAUCGACUUUCUCUGUGGCAACGGUAGCCCGCGCAGCGCAGCUCCUCAGCCGACGGCAGCUGAAGGUCCACGCAAGGUUCUGGCGCGAUGGCUUUCCACAGCUCUUACAGCGCGAGCCCGGCUCGCUUGACUUCAAGGCCCUCGCUGAGGUCUUGAUGGCCUAUGCACUGCGUGGCCAGCGCUGCGACCACUGCGUCGGAACAGAGGAGGUCCUCCGGCUCCUGGAACCUCAACUCCACCGACCGCCGACGUCGCACCCCAGCGCCGACGCCGCAGCACGUGCCCUUGUGGCACUGCGGCGGCUGGGGCGCGGAGGGGUGCGGAGCUUCCAAAGGCUAUGGCCAUACCUCGAGGGUCGUUUGGGCGAACUGGAGCCGCUCCUGCUUUGCGGCCUCGCCUUCUCCAUGGCACGAGCGUUCUCCGGUUGCGGUGAGGAACCGUGUGCACGCGCGGCAGAGCUGGUGCGGAUCUUGAGCCGGCGGAAAGUGCUGAAGAACAUCGAGCUGCUUUGCCGAGCGUCUGGGGCCUUGGCCAAGGCGGGUUUGCUGAGGCCCUCAGACUUGUGGCCGGUGGUCGAGGUGGCCGGGCCUCGGCUCGCUGAUUUGAGCAUGCAGGCGCAGGCAGAACUCUUGAAAGCUGCCGUAGUCUUAGAGGUCCAGGACCAGCCCUUGCUCUCGGCCUUGCUGUGGCGCCUGGACGCUCAGGCUUCGGAGGCACCAGAACUCGAGAUGGAGACGAGCAUUGACAGCCUCCGAGCGGAUGAGCUGGGGCCCAUCGGCGAGCCUUCCGCCUGGUUUCAAAGCAUGGUGGCUCAUUGUGAAUCACAAGCAACUCUCGGUUUGCCGCUGAAGUCCUACACCCUGUCUGAGCUUGAAGAGAUCCCUUCGGUCUGGGCUGCCCGCUACCUGGCCGCGAGAGGAGAGCCGAUGCCUCUGGUCUCAAAGGCCUUGCAAGGUCAAAGAUGCGUCCUUUUGGAGGCUGCGGAUGCAGAGGAGAUCCUGAGGCUGCUUCCACUUCUUCCAGACUUGGCGGAUGCCGCGCUCAUCCGUUUCUUGAUGGAGACGGUCGAAGCUGCAUGCUCAGAUGGACGGCUCUCGCUGGAACAAGGCACCAGCAGUGUCCUCUCCCUGGUGCUGAGCGAUGUCGGACCUCCAGAGAUGCUUUGGGAUCGUCUCACUUUGGAUGUCACUGUGCUGCCCUGCUCUUCACUGCUACAGCUUGCUUUGGCCGCUCUGCUGGAGGCCACUUCAAGAGGCUCAGGUGACCUGAAUUUGUCUCGCCUGGACAAGCUGCUCAGCACCGCGAUAGUGCUCAAAGGACCUCCAGGCCCUUCCAGUCUCGAGAUGCUCCUCUUACGGCUAUUGGAGGCCAUCUAUGACCAGCAGGGCCAAGCUUGGCCCAUGCGUCAGGCUGCGGGCUUGGGUCACGUGAGUCCUCUCGUUCGCCCCCCUCAACACCACCUCGUCGCAGCAGAGGCCUCAGUUCGGACCAGUGCUUGGGUGGCAUUGCUACUCUUGGAGCAGGAAGAAGGUCGUGCUGACCCAAUACCUCAGCUGUUGCCUUCGCGCCAGCGGCUGAAAGCCAUCCUGCAAAAAGCGGUCAGACCGUAG